AAAUAUGUGUGUGAAUCAGAAUGAUCAGACUGAACGAGUCGAGGGAGACGGUGCUGAGGGACAAAACCCCUGAGAUGGCAGUGGGAAGAAACCUGAGAGUGGUGAUGGUGAAGCCUCAUUUAGGUGUUUAGGCUCCCAAACAAUAGUUUCUCCAAAAGGUUCAUUUGAUGAAGCUUCAUUCAAGGACUCAUUGUACUGCCAUCUAGUGGACAAAUUUUAUGGGUGUAUGACUGCAGUCACGAGUCCUCAGAGAACAGCUGUCUGCAUCGGAACAGAGGACAGGAGUGUCUUCAUGAAUGAACCCAUAAACGAGUCUCAGUCAGGAGUUUUAAGCUCACCUGGGUUUUAUACUGGAAUCGAAAUUCUGUAAAGAAACUCGAAGAAGCUUUAAAGGCUGUAGAGGAGGGUGAUGGAGGCUGGUCCUGUGCGACGGCUGCUAGCUGUGUCCUCAAGAGGCGGGCCCCAGGUGGAAGAAGUGGGCGGGGUCAGGGUCCCUGAAUCUCAGGUGGAGCUGAAGCUCGUCCAAUCAGGAUCGGAGGCAGGCUCGGAGGCGGACCUUAAUAACGACGUCAGAACGCUGAUGCUACGACAACGACGGAGUCGGAGGAAAGCUGUAGUGUAUCUCACACUGACCGGACUGCUGAUAUUCACUACAGCGUUCCUGCUGGGGUACGUGUCGUCUCGCAGUACGUGUCCCCUCUGUGUGGACGAGGGCGAGCUGGUGCUUGUCGAUGACACGGCUGGACCGGACCAUGCUCCAAAGACAGGGGGGAUGUAUCUGGGGGAGCUGAGGGACAUGCUGAAGAAAUACCUGCAGGAGGAGAAGAUCGAGGACACCGUCAGGCGAGUGAGCAGGACGUCUCACCCUGCGGGAUCCUCAGAGGGACACGAUUUAGCCAUGGAGAUCCUGAAGAGCUUCCAGGACCUUCACAUGGACCACACCUGGACCGACUCCCACUACGCCACACUGCAGUUCCCCUCCAGGACGCAGACGAACGCGCUGUGGUUGGUUGAUGCUGAGGGGGCGGAGCUUGAGGAGAUUCUCCUAGACAGUGCUGAUUACUGCGCAUACAGUGCCACAGGAACAGCCACGGGAGGUGUGGUUUACGUGAAUUAUGCCCGCCAGGAAGACUUUGAUCAGCUGAAGGAGAUGGGCGUGGCUCUGAAUGGCUCCAUUGCUAUAGCCAGGGUCGGAGGGGGCGUGAGUUUCGCUGAGAAGGUGUGGCAUGCGCAGGAGGCGGGACACGUGGGCGUCCUCAUUUACCCUGACCCUGCCGACAUUCCCCAGAAUCCACGGCGGCUCGGGCUCCAUAGCAACGCUGCUAUCUCCGAACAUGUGCAUUUGGGAUCAGGUGAUCCCUUCACCCCUGGAUUCCCCUCCUUUAAUCACACCCAGUUCCCGCCCAUCCAGUCCUCCGGACUGCCAGUCAUCUUGGCUCAGCCAAUCAGUGCCAAUGUGGCUUCUAAACUGCUCAGUCAGCUGUCGGGCGUGGCGUGCCCGCGGGGGUGGAGUGGGCGUCUCCCGUACGUACGCUGCGUUCUGGGUCCUCAGUUUUCAGCAGCAGACGGUCGGAAGGUAAAGAUGGCCGUCUAUAACACCAUGAACUCUGUCCUGCUCAACAACAUUUUCGCCUCCAUCGAGGGCAAAGUCGAGCCUGAUCAGUAUAUAAUAAUGGGGGCCCAGAGGGACUCAUGGGGUCCAGGAGCCGUUAAGUCCGGUGUAGGAACAGCAAUCCUGCUGGAACUCGCACGUGCUUUCAGUACCAUGGUGCAGAAUGGGUUUUCUCCCAGACGCAGUUUGCUCUUCGUCAGCUGGGAUGCCGGAGAGUUUGGAAAUGUGGGCGCCACCGAGUGGCUGGAGGGUUACCUGUCCAUGUUACACCUGAAGGCCGUGACCUACUUCAGUCUCGACCAGGCAGUCAUGGGUGAUGAUACUUUCUCUGUGUAUAUGAGUCCCCUGCUUGCCGACCUCAUUGAAGGAGCCAUUAAACAGGUUGAACACCCGAAGCAUGUGGGUCAGUCCAUCAUGUCUGUGGCUGAAGGUCAGGGCGGGUGGAGGAGAAGAGUGAAGCCGCUGUAUCUGAACAGUGGUGCGUACAGUUUCACAGCGUUCGGUGGUGUUCCUGCCAUGGAGCUGCGCUUUCAUGAGGAGGGCCACGUGUACCCGUUUGUGAACACACAGCUGGACAGUGUGUUGCGUCUGCAGGAGCGCGUGCAGGGCCGUGUGUGUUUGGUGGGCCGGGCCGUGGCCGAGCUGGUGGGCCUGAUGGUGCUGAGACUCGCUCACGAUCACAUCGUCGCUCUGGACAUCACACACUACAGCAGCACCGCGCUCAAACUCAGCGCCCUGCUCACACAGCUGUCUGCAGAGCUACAGGUGCGGGGUCUGUCCCCUCAGUGGGUGUACACUGCGAGAGGAGAUUACAGCCGAGCCGCUAAAACCCUGCAGGAGGCCAUAAAGAACACAGACAUACAGGACGAGAGGAUGACACGCCUCUAUAACACACGCCUCAUGAGGGUGGAGUACUACUUCCUGUCUCAGUACGUGUCUGUGAUGGAGACGCCGUUCCGUCACGUGCUGCACGGUCGCGGUGAACACACCCUGAGCGCGCUCACUGAGCACCUCUCGCGGCUGCGCUCUCAUCCUCACCUGUUCCACGAAGCUCGCUUCCGCCGCCAGCUCGCGCUCUUCACCUGGACGCUGCAGGGCGCGGCCAACGCGCUGAGCGGGGACGUCUGGAACAUCGACAACCAGUUCUAGAACUACAAACCGUUCAGGACUCUUCUUCACCUGGCGUUACUCUAGAACCUGAAAAUCCCCGUCAGAAUAUCUGUGGAGAACCAGAGAACGUUCACGAUCCAGUCUGAAAGCUCCACGCUCUCUCAACACCGUUCCAGUCCCAUUCUAGAACGUUCCAUAGGCUACGCAUCUGCAUAACUCCCUGUGGAAGCUGCACAGGCAGAACUUUUGAGGUGCACACGUACCCCGGCCAGACGCCAUUCUAGAACCUUCAGUGCCUGUUUUGGAAGCUACACUUCCUCCUCCUCGUUCUAGAACAUUUAGUGCGUCCACAGCAUGCACCAGAACGCUUUUUCACUCUAGAACCGACUCUAGAGCAGUUAGAACCCAGGGUUUCUUUUAAUAACUUUAUAAACAGGAGUUAGGUGUGUGUGUGUGUGUGUGUGUUUAAUUAAUGAUUAAUUGACAUCUUUAUUACUAAGUGAUAGUGUCGUUAACAGAAGCAGUAAUGAUGAAGAGCAGCGUCUCUCAUGAUUAUGACAGUCAUACUGUCGUCCAAUCAAAAGCAGCAACUGCUAUCAGUCAUCCUUUUGAUGUAGCCACGCCCCAGGACUGUGACAUCCCGGCUUCUGUUUAAUCAGUAAUAAUGAGAUCGCCGGGGUGACAUCAAUCCCCCUCUCCGUGUGUGUGUGUGUGUGUGUGUGUGUGUGUGUGUGAGUCUGAUGAUGUGUGUUUGACGUUUUACACACACAAGGAUCUCACUAUCUCACUCACUCACUCAUCAUCCUGUGUUCAGGGUCGCGUGGGCGGAGUCUAUCCCAGGAGAUCCCAUGGGGCACGAGGUGGGGUACACCCUGGAUAGGGUGCCAAUCCAUCGCAGGGCGCACACACACACACACACACACACACACACACACACACACUCACACUCACAUGCUCGUUCACACACAAUGGGCAAUUUGUGAACACCAAUUAGCCUAUAAAUAAAUAAAACUAAAUUAGCCUAACCUGCAUAUCUUUGGACUGUGGGAGGAAACCAGAGUACCCGGAGGAAACCCACAAGGAUAAA
Molecule: messenger RNA, 3809 nt
Organism: Clarias gariepinus (North African catfish)
Lineage: Eukaryota; Metazoa; Chordata; Actinopteri; Siluriformes; Clariidae
Gene: tfr2
Product: transferrin receptor 2
Exons: 19
Coding region: 410-2761 (783 amino acids)
Biological process (GO): transferrin transport; endocytic iron import into cell
Cellular component (GO): external side of plasma membrane
Molecular function (GO): transferrin receptor activity
Source: RefSeq, a predicted model, not a curated record